Babesia sp. Xinjiang is the source of this 759-nucleotide messenger RNA. Its product is annotated as Cleavage stimulating factor 64. The record is from RefSeq and is a predicted model, not a curated record. Gene Ontology annotation, cellular component: mRNA cleavage and polyadenylation specificity factor complex. Bases 1 to 759 code for a protein of 252 amino acids. Gene Ontology annotation, molecular function: mRNA binding. The transcript is spliced from 3 exons. NCBI's taxonomy places the organism in Eukaryota, Apicomplexa, Aconoidasida, Piroplasmida, Babesiidae.
AUGAACGAUAAGUCUAAAAAUAUCAAAUUAUUUGUUGGUAAUCUUCCGUACGAUGCAUCGGAAUCAGACUUGCGAGAUCUUCUUGAAGGCUGUGGAAACAUUCGUUUCAUUCUUAUACGAAAGGAUAAACAAACCAAUAAAAGCAAGGGGUAUGCACAUGUGGAGUACCGGCAUGAAAGCGAGGCAGUAGAGGCUUUUAAACGACUCCUAGGCAAAGAGAUACUAGGCAGAGUACUCAAGGUUGAUUUUUGUGACGGUGACGUGCGUAGUCGUUAUCCUGAGUUGGUUAACGCUGCCUCCGUUUUUUCGCAGAAUGGACUAGUGACCCCGGAAUCGCCGAGUACGGUGCCUGUCGAGGAGUCCGCCGUUGAACCGCCUUCCCCUGACAAACCUGGGCCGUGUUCUUACCCUAAUGUGCAGCAGGACCUCGCAGUUUUGUUAGGAGAGUUGUCAGAGAAACGUGAGAGGUCUGAAGAGGAAAUGCUGAUAAGUGAUAAUGGGUCCAUUUGCAACAGCGAGUUGUUUGGUAUAGUGAAGAAUAUGACCAUGCUUGAUGUGUCGAAAACGGUUGAGGUUAUCGAUGAAUUGAUGGCCAAAUCAUUGAUCAACGCGCGUUACAUCUUGCAGUCCAAUCGUAGGAUGGAAACGGCCCUUAUCCAUGCUAAGAUGCUAUUGGGUCACAUUAAUAUGGAAUCAAAGCGAUUGUAUGACGAACGUAAUGAACUUAACGCGGCAUUUGAGUACUUUCGUCUUGAUUAA